This is a messenger RNA of Carassius auratus (goldfish), 1093 nucleotides long. RefSeq names its product calcium regulated heat stable protein 1 (gene carhsp1). Gene Ontology annotation, molecular function: mRNA 3'-UTR binding. NCBI's taxonomy places the organism in Eukaryota, Metazoa, Chordata, Actinopteri, Cypriniformes, Cyprinidae. Bases 176 to 652 code for a protein of 158 amino acids. Gene Ontology annotation, biological process: regulation of mRNA stability. The record is from RefSeq and is a predicted model, not a curated record. The transcript is spliced from 4 exons. Gene Ontology annotation, cellular component: cytoplasm.
UCGGAUGGCUUCGGUUUAGUCACGCCUCUUUUGGACCCUCAUUCAGAGAGAGACGGAGACCAGCAAACGACGAGCAACUUCUCUUUUUGUUAUUUACCGUCUAGAACACUCUACGCUUGUUUUCUUCGGCUCGUGCACAUUUGCUGACGUGUCCUUUGAGUGUCCCACCGUCAGCAUGUCCUCAGACACAUCAUCUCCCAUGAAGUCCAGCACCCCUCCUCUGUCCCCGCUGUCUCCGGUCUCUCCAGUUUCCCCCAGCUCUCUGCGUCUGCCCGCCUGCCGUCAGAGAGAGCGCUCCCAGUCCCCCAUGAGGGGCUCCCUGAUUCCCAGCCCCCUGCCCACCCGCCGCAACCGCACCUACUCAGCUGCAGCGCGUGCAGCCGAGGGGCCGGUCUUCACUGGGGUCUGCAAGUGCUUUUGUCGUUCCAAAGGACACGGUUUCAUCACGCCAUCAGACGGAGGCAGUGACAUCUUUGUGCACAUAUCUGACAUCGAUGGUGAAUAUGUGCCUGUGGAAGGAGAUGAAGUUAGCUACAAGAUCUGCUCUAUUCCACCCAAACUUCAGAAGAUCCAGGCCGUGGAGGUGACCAUCACUCAUUUAGCGCCAGGCACGAAGCAUGAGACCUGGUCUGGAGCCGUGGUUGAAUCAUGAGAUCCUCGAAGUGGUGUGACAGUGAUGUUAACAUGGCUUUCUGUUCCUUUUCUGGAGAUCUGAGUGGGGGAUGGGAACGGGGGCUGAAUUAUCGUCAAGCGCUGUGUAACAUGACACCGUAAUUCCAAGAAAAAUACAAAAAUACUGCAUCUGUUUUUCCCCUUUUCUUCCUUUGGGCUCAGGAGGGGAGUUUGUUUAAAGUUCUCUUUCAUUGGGUUUGUGGUUAAUACUGUGGAAUGAACAGCAGUUACACUAACCAUUUGCGAAUCGCUGAUUGAUUUGAAUACUUUUAAGAACUGACUGCAAAAUCUUAACAAGCCUUAGCGCAUACAUAAUUUGCUUGUCUAUACAUUGCGAAAAUAUAUCAUUUUGAUCAUGUGCAUGUGUUUCUUGGUCAUUUUGGUUCAAAGACCGUCAAGAACAAUAAAGGAUUCAUCAAUA